GAUUCUUGCAUUGCUAUCAAUUUUCAUUGCCUUCAAGCUUUGCUGUUCUUCUCAGUAUCGCAUAGGAGAAAGCAGGUUCCAAGCAAUUGAAAAUGGGAAAUCGGAAGACAGAAGAAGAAAGGAUUGAAAGAGUAAUUCGGGGUCUUUUAAAACUUCCUGACAAUCGAAGAUGCAUCAACUGCAAUCUUUUGGGACCACAAUAUGUGUGUACAACUUUCUCGACAUUUGUCUGCACAAAUUGCAGUGGGAUACAUCGAGAGUUUACGCAUAGAGUAAAAUCCGUGUCAAUGGCUAAAUUUACUCCAGAAGAAGUCACAGCCCUUCAAUCAGGUGGCAAUGAGAGAGCAAAGCAGAUUUAUUUUAAAGAAUGGGAUCCUUUGCGUCAUUCUUACCCUGAUUCAAGUAACAUGCACAGACUUCGAGAUUUCAUUAAGCGUGUCUAUGUGGAAAGAAAAUUUUGUGGUGAAAGUUGUAGUAGCAGUCUUCCUAAGAUUAAAAUGAAUGAGAAGGAGGAGUCCUAUGCAAGUAAGAAGAGUAGUACAUUUCGUCUUGAGUUCAGAGGUCUUAAUUCAAGUCCUGGUCCAAGAAAUGAUGACGCGAGUUUCAGAUAUUUAUAUGAUGAAAGCAGAAGUCCUAAAUAUACACAAAAGUAUUCAAGGCAUGGUGGCCAAGCCAGAAGUCCAAUAAAAUUUGAAGUUGUUGAUGACAGGUUAAAAGAUGAGGAGCGUAGAAGUCGCAGGCUUUCAAAUAUAGAAUCAAAGCUAAAAAAUAUUUCAAUUGAUGGUAAGAGGAGUGUGGAAAUAACCCCACUCCCUAUUCCACGUCCUUUGGGAGAUAUAUUAAAAGAGAAUGCUCCAUCUCUACAAGUCACACAUUCUGGUGGUGGGGGUUCUGUUGAGGAAAAUCCAUCCGAACAAAAAGCUAAUAAUCCAGAAAGCAUCAUUGAUCUGAGUACCGAGUCUCAGGAUUCUCAUGCUGCUGUUGGAGUUGGACAAGAAGCACCACAUGCAACACAAUCCAAUGAAAGUAACUGGGCCGUAUUUGAUACUUCAACAGAGAACAAUAAUCCUAAACCUCCAAAUACAAAUACCAUGAAACCUACAACAGAGGCAGCAUCUGAAGCAGCAACACCUGCAAAAAAUCCUAUAGACCUUUUACUUUUUGAAUUAUCAGGCCCCGUGACUCCAGCGACUGGUGGCAUGUCACAAGUCCAAAGUGGUGAUAACAAUGAUCCAAAUCCAGCAACUACAACAGUAGAAAAUGCUAGUAUUUGGGACUUACCAACUACUUCAACAGGGCAGACAACUGCACCACCCAACAAUACUAGUGUUUGGUCAUUUCCACCAACCCCAGCCACUGAGUUAGCACAACCUUCUAAUGAAGUUCCUCCACAUACUGAAGUUUCACAUGCACAUAAACCAUCAAGCAUGCAAUACCUUCCUUCUGUAUCGGCAGGUUGUAGUUCAACCACACAACCAAAUACUGAAGCUUCACAUGCACAUAAACCAUCAAACAUGCAAUAUCUUCCUUCUGUAUCGGCAGGUUGUAGUUCAACCACACAACCAAAUACUGAAGCUUUACAUGCACUUAAAUCAUCAAACAUGCAAUAUUUUCCUUCUGUAUCGGCAGGUUGUAGUUCAACCACACAACCAAAUACCGAAGCUUCAGAUGCACAUAAACCAUUAAACAUGCAAUAUCUUCCUUCUGUAUCGGCAGGUUUUAGUUCAACCACACAACCAACAAAUUCACCACUCAAACAUGUAGCUUCAAAUAAUCAGGCUCCUACUAAAAAUGACUCUUCAUGUGCUGUUGAAUUAUCUUCUCAAACUACCUCAAAACCUACUCAAGAAAUUAUGCUUGACGUUGGCUCCCAUCUCAGUAAAGUAGAAACCGGGUCAAGUGGAAGACAGGCACUUCCAGAGGACCUUUUUACAUCAAGCUUCUUAUCUGGCCCUGCACCACUUGCAAGUUGGAUGAAUGUUCAACCUCAAGGCAUGGGAUAUGGCAUGCAGUAUUAUCAACCUCCCUCAGCCCUUCCUUCUGUACCAAUGACAGCAAACCCCUUUGAAUUAACUGAUGGAAGAAGUCUAAUCCACGCCUCAUCGCUUCCUUGUAUGGCAUCUUUGCAUGGUGUACCGCCAACUGUAUCACCCAGAACAGGAUUAAUUCAUGCUUCAAGCGUUGGGUCUUUGGUGUCUCAGUCCCCAUGUUAUGGAUCCCCAAUUUCUAUGGGUGUGUACAUUGAUCAAAUUAAUAAAGAGGAGCAAUCCACAGGACCACAAAGAACUCAGAGCUUCAACAGUAUGACUGCUUUUGAAUCUCUAGACCCCAUUCAACAGUCGAAUAGGGCAUACACGAACCCCAAAACUGCACAUUGCUUCUCCAACACAAGUGGAAACCCAUUUGACUAGUUUAAAUAACUUUCCUUACUAUGUCCACCACGAAAAUUGGAUCCAGAAUCACUAUGAUCCUGUCAUUACUGUACCAAGUAAAGUUAGUUUAGUUACCUUUGUAAAUUGCAAUGUAAAUAUAAACACAUGGUAUGAACAUAUUCCCCUAGUACAUGCAGAAAAGUUUACGCACAGGUGAAUCUCACAAUGCUUGUAAUCAACUUAUUUAACCAUACAAAGCAAACCUGCAUGAUUGUUACCUGUAUUUAUUGGAAUUACAUGUAAAUUUUUACAUUUCUUUUACAUAACAAUACAAGUAAGAUAUUUUCUUGCUCAUCAUGGGUAGAACUUAGGGAUGGAGAAAUGAAAUGAUAUCUUUAGCUUUAAUUGU
This is a messenger RNA of Cajanus cajan (pigeon pea), 2781 nucleotides long. RefSeq lists its product as uncharacterized. NCBI's taxonomy places the organism in Eukaryota, Viridiplantae, Streptophyta, Magnoliopsida, Fabales, Fabaceae. Gene Ontology annotation, molecular function: GTPase activator activity. The record is from RefSeq and is a predicted model, not a curated record.